Messenger RNA from Dromiciops gliroides (monito del monte), 4148 nucleotides. It is a transcript of the gene DVL1, whose product is annotated as dishevelled segment polarity protein 1. NCBI's taxonomy places the organism in Eukaryota, Metazoa, Chordata, Mammalia, Microbiotheria, Microbiotheriidae. The record is from RefSeq and is a predicted model, not a curated record. Gene Ontology annotation, molecular function: frizzled binding. Gene Ontology annotation, biological process: canonical Wnt signaling pathway; intracellular signal transduction. The transcript has 15 exons. Gene Ontology annotation, cellular component: cytosol. The coding region runs from base 23 to 2110 and encodes 695 amino acids.
GGGCUCCCCCGGCCCGCCCCCCAUGGCGGAGACCAAGAUCAUCUACCACAUGGACGAGGAGGAGACGCCCUACCUGGUCAAGCUGCCGGUGGCCCCCGAGCGGGUCACGCUGGCUGACUUCAAGAGCGUGCUCAGCAACCGGCCGGCUCACUGCUACAAGUUCUUCUUCAAGUCCAUGGACCAAGAUUUCGGGGUGGUGAAGGAAGAGAUUUCUGAUGACAACGCCAAGCUACCCUGUUUCAAUGGCAGAGUCGUCUCUUGGCUGGUCCUGGCAGAGAAUGCCCACUCUGACGCUGGAUCUCAGUGCACCGAGAGCCACACAGACCUGCCCCCACCCAUCGAGCGGACUGGGGGCAUCGGGGACUCCCGGCCACCCUCCUUUCACCCCAAUGCCGCCAGCAGCCGAGAUGGGCUGGACAAUGAGACCGGCACAGAGUCUGUGGUCAGCCACCGGCGGGACCGGCACCGGCGGCGGAACCGUGAGGGCCACGAAGAUGCCCCUCGGAUCAAUGGGCACCCAAAGCUGGAGCGUCGCCGUGAGCCCGGCACCUAUGACAGCGCCUCCACCGUGCUGAGUAGUGAGCUGGAGUCCAGCAGUUUUAUCGACUCAGAGGAUGAAGACACCAGCAGGCUGAGCAGCUCCACGGAGCAGAGCACAUCCUCCCGGCUCAUUCGGAAGCACAAACGCCGGCGGAGAAAACAAAGGAUGCGCCAGAUUGACCGGUCCUCCUCAUUCAGCAGCAUCACGGACUCUACCAUGUCUCUCAACAUCAUCACGGUUACACUCAACAUGGAGAAAUACAACUUCUUGGGCAUCAGCAUCGUGGGGCAGAGUAAUGACCGGGGAGACGGCGGCAUCUACAUUGGCUCGAUCAUGAAGGGUGGCGCGGUGGCUGCUGACGGCCGGAUCGAGCCUGGGGACAUGCUGCUGCAGGUGAAUGACGUCAACUUUGAGAACAUGAGCAAUGAUGAUGCCGUGCGGGUCCUGAGGGAAAUUGUCUCCAAGCCUGGACCCAUCAGCCUCACGGUGGCCAAGUGCUGGGACCCCACACCCAGGAGCUACUUCACCAUCCCCCGGGCUGACCCGGUGCGGCCCAUCGACCCGGCCGCGUGGCUGUCGCACACGGCGGCGCUGACGGGAACGUUCCCCCGCUACGGUACGAGCCCCUCCAUGAGCACCAUCACAUCCACCAGCUCCUCACUAACAAGCUCUAUUCCUGACGCAGAAAAACUCGAGGAAUCUCCCCUGACCGUGAAGAGUGACAUGGGGGCCAUCGUGAAGGUCAUGCAGCUUCCAGACUCGGGCCUUGAGAUACGGGACCGCAUGUGGCUGAAAAUCACUAUCUCAAAUGCAGUCAUUGGGGCUGAUGUGGUAGACUGGCUUUAUACACACGUGGAAGGCUUCAAAGACCGGCGGGAGGCUCGCAAGUACGCCAGCAGCAUGCUGAAACAUGGCUACCUGAGACAUACUGUGAAUAAGAUCACAUUCUCCGAGCAGUGUUAUUAUGUCUUCGGUGACCUGUGCAGCAAUCUGGCAGCGCUCAAUCUCAACAAUGGUUCUGGUGGAGCCUCGGACCAGGACACGCUGGCCCCGCUCCCCCACCCGACAGCCCCGUGGCCUGUGGGGCAGGGGUAUUCCUACCCCUACCCUGUGCCUCCCCCGGGCUUCCCACCUGCCUACCAGGACCCAGGCUUCAGCUAUGGGAGCGGGAGUGCAGGGAGCCAGCAGAGCGAAGGAAGCAGGAGCAGCGGCUCGAACAGAAGCGCCAGCGAGAGCAGCCGGCGGGCGCUGGGGCGGGAGAAGGAGCGCCGGACAGGGGCCGGGGGCAGCGGGGGCAGCAGCGAGUCGGAGCACACGGUGCGCAGUGCAUCGGGCAGUGGGGGCCGGCGGGAGCGCCCGCCCAGCCAGCUUUCCGCCGGUGCCCCAGGUCUGCCCCCACUGCACCCCCUGCCCAAGGCGGGCACCAGGGUGCUGACGACGCUCAGCGGCCCCCCCGGGGGGCCCCCUGUGCGCGAGCUGGCCGCGGUGCCCCCUGAGCUCACGGGCAGCCGCCAGUCCUUCCAGAAGGCUAUGGGCAACCCCUGUGAAUUCUUCGUGGACAUCAUGUAAUGGGCAAAGUGCCUUCAGGCUCCUCCUCCCCCUCUGGGGUAAAAUCUUUGGAGGAGAAUUGGAAGGCUUUGGUGAAAAGAACAAUAAUGGUGAUGAGCCCCCUCCCCCCAUCAUGGAGGGGGAGGGAAGUGCCAAAUGCACCCCCACCUUCCUCCCACCCCUUCAGCAGGCUUGCUAACUAGAGCCCCGCUCAACGCUGUGUACCUACCGAGGAUGGUGCCCACCCCAGAUCACUGGAAGCAACGCCUGCCAGGCCACUGCCUGAUUUCUCUUCCGCUUUCUGUUGAUCUCAGGCUGCUGUGAUACUGAGCUUGUGUCCCUGAAAUACCCAGCAAAGGUCCCCGGCCAGGGCCACGGAGGGACCCCGGGGCUGAGCGCCCUGAGGGCCAGUGAGUGACACAGCUCAGAUGAUGGGAGUGGAAGCUAGAGAUGUGACCUGGGGCUAAUUGCUUCCUUUCUCUCAAUUAGGGGGUAGGAGUGGGUAAUCUCCAGGGACCCUUCCAGCUCAGAGCCUGAGGUUCCCAGGUGGGCUGUGUGUCUUCAGCAUUCAGCUGGCUUCUUUGAGCUCCCUGGGUGUGUGGGUGGGAGAGGGCGCAGGGCUGCUUGGGUUCUGUCCCCUACCUGAGGGCUGGGAAGUACCCCACAGGGCACAUCCCUGGAGAUGGAGAGUACUGAGCUAGCUUAUGCUCCAGAGUUAGGACCAUUUUAUACAGGAAGGGAGAGGGCCCUCUUGUGGUCAAUUGGCCAUUGUCCAGGGUUCAUCCCCUUGCCUGGGUAUUACCCAGGUUUUGAAUCUGGUGUGUUUGGUGGGGUGGGGGUGGGAGCUGGGAGAAGGCUUAGCCCUGUCUGUGAAGGGAGCAGGACAACAGUGCUCUUGGCCCCUGGGGGGGGGGGGGUCAAGCCUCUGCUUGGAUGGGUCAUCCAUGAACGAGAAGUGUGUACGUCCCCUCCACUUCCCCCAGAGAGCUUCCCCCCUGCAGAUCUGGCCCAUCCCGAGCCUCUUCCCUCCAUUUGGCUGUGUCGCAGCUCUCUUCUCAGUCUUGUUUUCCCGUCCCCUGGGGUGCCCCAGCCUUGAAGUCAGGGCAUUCAUUGCCUGCCUGCUGUGGGGUCUCUGGUGAUUUGCAGGGAGGGGAGUGGUGGGAGGGAGAUUUAGUCUCAGAUCUCCAUCUUGUUCUCCAAAUCUGAACACAUAGUUCUGGGAGUGAAAGGUGGGAUUGCUAUCAUCCCCGCUCCUGCCCCCCAAGUGGUUUGGGGGUGCCCUAACAGUGCUGUUUUAUUUAUUUAUUUAUUGCACCAGGCCUUGAGGGCAGGUCCCCCUCCCCUGUAUCACAGACAGGGCUGAGGCAGACUGUGGCCACAGCCCCUCCUGUAGCCCAGGCCUGUAAGGUGGAGAGGAGAGCCAGGUGGCAGCAGAGGCAGGCUUUGUGCACUUAGCUGGGGCUGCCAAGGGCCAGAGGAUGGAAGGGACUGCCCACGACUCGCCUUCCUGUUUGUUUUGUUUGUAUCUGACUGAAUGAGCAUGGUUUGCUUUUAAAGGACGAAAUUACUCUAACCAGUGAUUGGCAGAAAUCCACAUGAGACUGUGUAUGUACAAUAAUGGGGGGGGGGGAGGUGAAGAGUUUGAAAUGAUGCACACACCCUCACCCCCAGGCCCUUGUCUGCAGUGCUCCUUCCCCUGACCCCAGCCUGUGUUCAGGUGUCGAGCCCUGGCUCCCCACCCCCCAAUCUGUUCUCAGGUGCACCUUUUCCAGACCCUCACCUAUUCUCAGGUGUGUCUAGCCCUGAUCCUCACCUGGUCUCAGGUGCACCUUCCCCAGACCCUCACCUGGUCUCAGGUGUGCCCAUCCCAUGGGGCCUUGGCUCAUGUGGAAUGCAACGCUUCCUGUCCAGUGUCUCUCGCUUCCACAGGAUUCUCUUCUGUAGAUAUUGUAUCAAAGCCCGAGUGUCUGUAUAGUUAAUAUAUAGCUGCAUCUGUGUAAAUGCCGCUUCCGUGUAAAUGCUAUUUUAAACACUAAAAAAAGCUUUUAAUUUUAUGUGA